Molecule: messenger RNA, 1691 nt
Organism: Condylura cristata (star-nosed mole)
Lineage: Eukaryota; Metazoa; Chordata; Mammalia; Eulipotyphla; Talpidae
Gene: F2R
Product: coagulation factor II (thrombin) receptor
Exons: 2
Coding region: 190-1479 (429 amino acids)
Biological process (GO): blood coagulation; positive regulation of Rho protein signal transduction; thrombin-activated receptor signaling pathway
Cellular component (GO): membrane
Molecular function (GO): thrombin-activated receptor activity
Source: RefSeq, a predicted model, not a curated record
CGCAGCCCCGCUGGGCUCCAGUCUCCCGCCGGCAGCUAGUGGGGGCCGCACGCAGGCACUGGUGGGCGACUGGACCUAACUGGACCCGUGGGAGGAGGGAGAGCACAGACGCCGAGCCCCCGCAGGCGGCUGCGUCUCACCGAGCUCCGGGCGGCGCAGACUGCACGCUCCGCGCCGAACCUCGGGACAAUGGGGCUGUGGCGGCUUCUGUUGGUGGCCGCGGGACUCAGCCUGUGCUGGCCCCUGCUCUCCGCCCGCACCCGGGACCCGGACCGCAAGCGAGAGUCAAAAGCAACAAAUGCAACUGUGGAUCCCCGGUCAUUUAGUCUCAGGCAUUCCAAUGACAGAUAUGAGCAAAUCCCCCUGGAGGACUAUGAGGACAAUAAUGAAAGUGGGUUAAUAGAAAACAGAUUCAGCCCUAUCAACAAAAGUAGUUCUCUUCCAAAACAACCCAUUGUGUUCAUCUCGGAAGAAGUCUCAGGAUACCUGACCAGCACCUGGUUGACUCUCUUUAUCCCCUCUGUCUACACCGGUGUGUUUAUAAUAAGCCUUCCUCUCAACAUCCUGGCCAUCGUUGUGUUCAUCUUGAAAAUGAAGGUCAAGAAGCCUGCCGUGGUGUACAUGCUGCAUCUGGCCACGGCCGAUGUGCUCUUUGUGUCUGUGCUCCCAUUUAAGAUCAGCUAUUACUUUUCUGGAAUGGAUUGGAAAUUCGGGUCUGAAAUGUGUCACUUCGUCACGGCCGCGUUUUACUGUAACAUGUAUGCCUCCAUCAUGCUCAUGACCGUCAUAAGCAUCGACCGGUUCCUGGCUGUGUUGUAUCCCAUCCAGUCCCUUUCCUGGCGUACUCUGGGCCGGGCCUCCUUCACUUGCCUAGCCAUUUGGGGGAUGGCCCUAGUGGGGGUGGUACCUCUUCUCCUCAAUGAGCAAACUGCCCAAGUGCCAGGGCUCAACAUAACCACCUGCCACGACGUGCUCAAUCAUACCCUGCUCAAAGGCUAUUAUGCGUAUUACUUCUCAGCCUUCUCUGCUCUCUUCUUUUUUGUGCCCUUGAUCAUUUCCACAGUCUGUUAUGUGUCUAUCAUCCGAUGUCUUAGCUCUUCCAUGGUUGCUACCCGGAGCAAGAAAUACCGAGCUUUGUUACUGUCGGCCACUGUUUUCUGUAUCUUCAUCAUUUGCUUUGGACCCACAAAUGUCCUCCUGAUUCUGCAUUACUCAUUCCUUUCACAGGAUUCCAUAACAGAAGCCACCUACUUUGCUUACCUCCUCUGUGUGUGUGUCAGCAGCAUAAGCUGUUGCAUUGACCCCUUGAUUUACUACUAUGCUUCCUCUGACUGCCAGAGGUACCUCUGUAGUAUCUUAUGCUGCAAAGAGAGUGCGGAUCCCAGCAGUUACAACAGCAGUGGGCAGCUAAUGGCAAGUAAAAUGGAUACCUGUUCUAGUAACCUGAAUAACAGCAUAUAUAAGAAGCUGUUAACUUAGGGAAUGGGGGCUGCUGGUGAGUUCAAAAGAAAAGGUGAGAAAGCAAAUAAUCUGAUGAUUGUAUUAAUCCAUCCCCCAACAGUAUGGGCUUUACCACCUAAAAACAAUAAAUAUAUUAUUUGCAUACCUCCUUCUUGUAAGAGCCAUUAAAGUGUAUGUGUGUGUGUGUGUGUGUGUGUGUGUAUAUAGUAUAUAUAUAUAUAUACACUAUA